This is a messenger RNA of Paramisgurnus dabryanus, 3420 nucleotides long. NCBI's taxonomy places the organism in Eukaryota, Metazoa, Chordata, Actinopteri, Cypriniformes, Cobitidae. The record is from RefSeq and is a predicted model, not a curated record.
AGAGAAAUGUUAGAUAAAAACAUACUCUAAUUUUUUUUUUUUACAAAUGUAGCCGUAAAAAUGUACAAGAUUACAUCCAAUUGGAACCCGCCUCUAGUUUACGUCAUUCGAGUGGGCGUGGCUCUCGGUUUUUCGUCUUCCGGUGAGUGAGGUGAUUUAAAGCGCACAUUCUUAUUGUAAUAUGCUGCGGUCUGUUAUAUUUGUUAUGAUUGUAAACACAUCGCUUCUCAGCGUAAAAAGUUUAAUUUCAGCAUGUGAUCGCGUGAAGGUAAACAUAUUAAUCUUAGACGAGACACUGAAUAGUGACUGAGAUACCUCAAAAAACAGACUAGCCCUGUGACGCACCAGCGUGACCUUGCGUAUUACGUAAUCAAGUGGAAGGGUCACGCAUGACGUAUGUGAAACCAGUGCUCCAGUGACCGCUUCCUUUUGCAUUCAGCCGACCAGAAUGAGUCUACAAUCCAAACACACAGGAAUAUCUCAAGAUAAAACAGGUAGUUAUUAAGACCAUGAAUGAUCCAGAAGCCUUCAGAAUGAUGCAUGAAGAUACUGAGGAACAAAGAGACCUGAUGUGGAUGAACGGCGAUGAUGAAGAACUGGAGAAACCUCAGAAUUUCUUACAGAUCAAAGAGGCAGAGGAUGAUUUCAGCUGUUUUCAGUAUGAACAGAGUUCGGCAUGUCUUCAGAGAUACAUAACGGUUCACAUCGGAGAGAAAACAAACACGUGUGAUCAGUGUGGGAGGAGUUUCACAUCUAAAAGUCAUCUUAAUAGACACUUAAUAAUUCAUACCGGAGAGAAACCGCACACAUGCCAUCAGUGUGGACAGAGUUUCACGCGUUUAGAAACCCUCAACAGGCAUUUAGAGAUCCACAGCGGACAGAAACCGUACACGUGCCUCCAAUGUGGAAAGUGUUUCACACGUACAGGAAACCUGAAGAGACAUCUAGAGAUCCACGCUGAGACGACUUUAGAGAAGACUUUGUACACGUGUCAUCAAUGUGAAAAAUCAUUUACACGUCUCCAUAACCUAAAGAGGCAUUUAAGAGUCCACAGUGGUCAAAAACCCCACACGUGUCACCAAUGUGGAAAGAAGGUAAUGGAUAAAGAAAAGCUGAAGGUUCACAUGAGGAUCCACACUGGAGAAAAACCCUUCAUGUGUUCCCACUGUGGAAAAAGCUUCAUGUAUGCGAUCAGUCUCAAAAAUCAUCUUCUCACUCACUCGGACGUCAAACCGUUUCACUGCGAUGUCUGCGGUAAACGAUUCGUUUCAGCAUCAGGGCUAAAGCGACACCUGCAGGUUCACGCCAACGAGAAACCUCACGCGUGUCCGGUGUGCGGGAAGUGUUUCGCUCGGCUCGACUGUUUACAGAAGCACCAGGACAUACACGCCGGGGUGAGAGCUCACGUGUGCUUUCACUGUGGGAAGGCUUUUACUACGGUAAGCCAACUGAAAGAACAUCAGAGGAUUCAUACUGGAGAAAAACCGUACAAGUGUUUGCAGUGUGACAUGAGGUUCACUAAACCAUCCACCCUGAGUACACAUAAGAAAGUACACACCGGAGACAAACCGUAUCACUGCUCUUCAUGUGGGAGGGGUUUCAAACAAUCAGCGCAACUACUGGAGCACGUGAAAAAACGCCACAGUUGACCAUCUUCAAAAUGUCUUGUUUUGGUUGAAAAAAUAUGGUCCUUUAAUAUCAUUUAUUAAUGUGUAAUUGUAGAGUAGGGCUGGGCGGUAUAUCAGUAUUUUUUCCCAUCGGGAUACGGGAUGAGACAUAGCGUCUAUUUCGGUAUGUUCUGAUUUGUAUGCCAAAUUCGGUAUGUCGGAAAUGUACACCAAGGACUGAUGUAAGCUUUCCAAAAUCUUUGUGCAGUUGAAUAUUUUUAAACAGCAGCUGGGUUUCCAUCACCUUGAAUUUAAGGGCAUUUUAAAGUAUCGCAUAAGAAACGAGUCGCCAAAUUUAGAUUUAAAGUCCCUUAAUUGACAAAAAAGUUUUUUAUGUUUGCUUGAGAUGAUUUUUGACUCAUACAAAAAAAGAGUAAAUGUGAAUAAUAAAGAUGGAAACACAUGCCGAAUAAAUACUGAUGUAGCGAACAUUACCAAAUAUGGGUUUUGACAACAUCGCAAUACCCUCGCUGCUAGUGCCUGCAUCAAAAAUGUGACUUUUUUGGUAUGUGCACUGCAUUCAGUUUGGCAAUUACAAGCUGUGCUGCUAGUCAAUUUAUAACUUGCCCAAUCAUAACUAAAUUUCUGUCUCAAUUUUCUAAGCGUGCCUUCUUUUAUUGACUGUUGGUUACAAGUUACCAGUACACCGUCAUUCGCUCAAACAAUUUAAUGGAAACGCACCUAAUUACGUUUUUCGCAGAUUUUAAUUUAAGAAACCCAGCUAGUGAGGAAAACCCUUCGAAAUUUUAUUUUCAUCAUACGCUGUUUCAGUAAAUGUGUUUAACUUGCAUGAAAACAUUUAUUCAACUUUCUAGAAUUUACCAGGAUAUUUAUCAUAUACUGUAACUCGUCCCAAAACUUUUUAUAAACCUCAUUAAAGCCACAAUAUGUAAAACACUUGUACAAUGUAAUAAAAUUAAUGUAGUUGUGUACAUUAUUCCCAAAGUUUCCAAGGAUUUGUAAAUCCAGAGAAAUUCCUGUUUUAAAGGUGCUUGUGGGACUUUUAGCAUCAUCUAGCGGUGAGAUGUGAAUUGCAACCAAUGGGUCAGUCCACAGCUCACCCCUCCUUUUCGAAACACAUAGAAAAGCUACGGUAGCCGCCACAGGACAAACACGUCAUUGUCUGAAAUAACGUAGUGAUGAAACACAAACAGUUUGUCCGUUUAGGGCUACUGUAGAAACAUGACGCUACUUCCAUGUAAGGAGACGAAACUGAUCAUUCUAAGGUAAUAAAAACAAUUCAGUUCAUUACGUAAGGUCUUUAUACACCACUGAUAAUAUAGGUAUGUAGAUAAUAUUGCAUUUCUGUCAAGAGAUUCUCCUAAAAGUUACACACUGCACCUUUAAAUAAUCGCCCACCCUUCUCGCUUGUAAUCGUCAGCCUUUUAGUGACUUAACAUCUGUGCUAUUGCAGUUAAUUCAUUAUGAUGGCAUAAAAUAAUGAGAUCAAAUGUACAGGGAAAAACAUUAAUUCAUUACCUCAUCCAUAAACAUAAUAAGUGAAUUUAAUACAUAUCUGAACGGUGAAAACAUCAUCAUAACGCCAAGCUUUACCUUUGUUAUUGUUUUGAAAGUGCGACCUCUAGUGGUGUAAAUCCUACAUAUUGUGGCUUUAAUCUAUGAAUAAGCUUGUCUUUGUUUUUGGAAUAAAACAUUUGACUCAUUUACCAGAUGUGUUAGAUCUGUAAAUUAUAUGGAGUAUUUAAAGGCAUAGUUCACCUAAAAAUAAAUAAUAAAUGAUGUCAUGUUUUAC